AUGUUACCAUUAGGUCGUACUAUACGACCUAUACUGAACCAGAAGUGCAUGUGGAGCUUGCAAUGGAAACCACAAUCUCUUAGAACCAUUAUAAUCACCCCCAAAAGCGAUCACUCUUCAUCAUUGCAUGCAUCAUCACCGUCAUCGGUUCCAGGCCCAGAACUGGCUAUCCCAAAGAUUUUGAAACCUAUAGCCCCAAGCGAUAGCUACAUCAGUUGUACUAUUUUUGAUGAGACAGGUAAAGUGAAAGAAAUCUCCAAAAAAUUCCCCAAGACGAAAUUCCUCACAGAGAAUGGAUUGUUCCCAAGAGAUUUACGUAAGAUUGAUACGUCUACUGUUGAUGUAGUUCCAACUAUAGCAGUUCGGCCAAAUUGCAUCUUGGUGAAUUUGUUAUAUAUCAAGUCGAUUAUAAAGAAGGAUAAAACUAUGAUAUUUGACACUUCGACCGUGUCCAGUGCUUCAAAACUGGGGCUGUUCAUGUACGACUUGGAAUCCAAACUGACCAACAAAAAUUCCAGUCAUGAGUUCUACGAGUUUAGAGCCAUUGAGAGUAUCCUAAUCAAUGUCAUGUCCUCUUUAGAGACCGAGUUAAAUCACCACGUAGACAAGUGUGGUACCAUCUUGUUGGAUUUAGAGAAUAAUGUUGAUAGGGUGAAAUUACGAGACCUACUGAUUAAUUCCAAAGCGUUGACAACAUUUUACCAGAAAGCUCUUCUAAUCAGAAACGUUUUAGAUGAGCUUCUAGAUAACGACGAUGACCUACUGGGAAUGUACCUAAGUGAUACCAACAAAACUAUAGAAAACACGGACGAAAUUGAAAUGCUUUUGGAGGCAUAUUAUAAGCAAUGUGAUGAGUUUGUCCAGCAGGCUGAAACUCUGAUCAAUGACAUCAAAUCAACAGAAGAAAUUGUCAACAUUAUUUUGGACGCUAACAGAAACUCGUUAAUGCUUUUUGAAUUGAAGGUUACAAUAUAUACACUGGGGUUCACGGUAGCUACUACUCUUCCUGCCUUUUAUGGAAUGAACUUGAAGAACUACAUCGAAGACAGCAAUUUUGGAUUCGGGGGCAUUUUCAUUCUAUCCGUAUUGGGAGCCAUGGUCAUUACCGUUCUGAAUUUCAAAAGGCUAAGAACUGUUCAAAGGUUGACAAUGAUGUUACCAAAUGGUCCUGAAUCGAGGCUAAUUCCUCAGCACACUUCAAAACCGCCCAGAUUUGGAAGAUUGAAAGGCUGGCUAACUCGUCAUAAGAAACCACUGUACGAUAAAGAUCCCAAACAGAGAGACAUGAUUUGGAGAUGGCUGGUCGAUAAGGGCAAGUAA
Molecule: messenger RNA, 1320 nt
Organism: Komagataella phaffii GS115
Lineage: Eukaryota; Fungi; Ascomycota; Pichiomycetes; Pichiales; Pichiaceae
Product: Mitochondrial inner membrane Mg(2+) channel
Exons: 1
Coding region: 1-1320 (439 amino acids)
Biological process (GO): mitochondrial magnesium ion transmembrane transport
Cellular component (GO): mitochondrial inner membrane
Molecular function (GO): magnesium ion transmembrane transporter activity
Source: RefSeq, a predicted model, not a curated record